GUCUUAUCAGUGCCUCACCUCACUCUCCGCUCUCAUGGCCGUCUCACGGUGAUUCCCCCUCUGAUUGUAGAGUAUAGAUAAGCGUGAUUUUGGUGAUAGCUGUGAUUAUUCCCUACCGUGGUACCAGGGCAGGUUCGUAAUAUGCUUCGCCCUAAGUUCUUCAUUACCGUUUAUAAGAGCGUUCGCGCCGUGAUAGCCGCUAGCGGGUCGCAGGCUCCUAGGCCGCCUUUAAGCGACUCUAAUUCAUCGCAAUUCUUAUUUAUUCCGUCGCACCCGCCGUCGCUGGAUCCACCCUCAUCUGCGAAUCCGUCGCAUGCACAGCUUCCGUCGCAACCACUGUCGCAAUUACCGUCGCAACCGCAAUCGCCGAGUGCUCCCGUCGUUCGAUCCGGUGCGAGCGAUCCUCCGUUUGAGGCGGCCCAGCACACCAGCGGGCCGUACGCAAUACACAGUGCUCCCGAUGCUGGGCCUUGCGCCCCUGGGAAUGCCGAACAAGGAUGCGCAGUGGGCCACGAAAAUUCAAUUACACGGUUACCACAUGGCGAGGCGGCGGAGAGGAGCACGCUGAACCAGCAGCCUCACCCGCAGCCAAAGCAGCAGGAGCAACAAGAGCAACGAGAGCAGCACCCUGCCAGCAGUAGCUUGUUCUUAGCACGCCAGGGAUCGCCGUUGCAAGCAGCUAUGGCGGUCGAGAGCGCAGCCCGGGGAACAGCGCCAGAAGCGCUAGGGCCAAUGGUGGCCGCUAGUAGCGGCAGUACUGCCCCCCAGCAGACCUCCCACCACCCCUUCUCACACCAUUCCGCCGCACACCACCUCUCCUCGCACCAUUCCGCCUCUACCUCCUCCUCCUCCUUCCUCCCCUCCUUUCGGUCCCUCGCUUCCUCUUUCACGAAGCUCUUUAAGCGCCGCUCGCCGCCCGAGCCUGUGCUGCAGCCUCGGCACCAUGUCGCAGCUGGCUUGGUGCCCGAGCCUACCCCACAGGCUGUGGUCGAAUGGGCUGCCGAGCCAAGCUCGCAAACAGGGUUUUUUCGCAAAAUGAGGAGCGCUGCAGGCAAUCUCUUGACUCAGCCGCCCAGUUUGCCGCGCCUCUCGUCCAGCCUGGCAGAUGCGACAGGCACUGCAGGCCGGAGGCCUCACGAGGAGGUGGCGGAAGGGGGCCUGGCGGAACGUGCGGGAAUGCAGCAAAUGGCGGAGAGAGUGGCGGAGAGGAUUGAGGGGAGGAUGGAGGGAAGGGCACCGAGGAUUUUGCCGGAUGGGGCAACGGCGAGGGGGGUGGAGUGGGCAGAGGAGGCAGUUGUGGCAGCGCGGAAGAAAGGCCGAGGGCACUGGAGGGGGAGUCGGAGCCGAAGCAGUGCUUCAGCUGUGCGCUCUGCUGGUGCUGGUGGUGCUGGUGGUAGUGCUGGCGCUGGUGCUGGCGAUGCAGGCUAUCAUAGUCGCACGCUCAACGCGGCUGUAGCUCCAUCAGGUGCUGCUUCAGGUGCUGCCUCAGGUGGUGCUUCAGGUUUUGCGCCAGGUGCUGUCUCACGAGGUGCAGCACCAGGUGGUGCCUCAGGUGCAGCUGGGGCGGCAGUUGCUCCUCAGCUUCAGCUGCAGCAGGGGCUUAGGGCGGGGUACGCGCAGCACAGGGAGCAGGCGCAACAGGUACUGGCGCAGCAGGGAGCCGGGUGGCAGGGCGUGGGGCAGGGCGUGGGGCAGGCACAAGAGGCUCGGGGCAUGCAGCACGUGGCGGGGCGGCAGGGGUCGGUGAGGGCAGGGGGCGUGCAGCGUGCGGUGUACCGGCAGGGGAGCGGGGAGAGGCAUGGGGGUGGGGAGUUGAGCGAGCUCAGGAGCAGCAGCGGGCGAGGCUUCAGCGGGCAGUGGGAUCAGGGGGAUGCUAGAGGACGUGGUAGCAGCAGCAGCAGCAGUUAUUCCAUCACACCACCACCAGCACUGGCACCAGCACUGGCACCAGCACCAGCAGCAGCACCAGCACCGGCAACAGCACCAGCACCAGCACCAGCACCAGCACCGGCAACAGCACCAGCAGCAGCAGCAGCAGCAGCAGCACCUACUACUCAUGCCAUGGCUGUUACUGUCACCGCAAUUCCACCCCGAACCCCUUCUCAUGGCCCUGCCCCGUCCUCCUCUUCCACUCCUGCUCCCCCUCCUCCUGCCAGCAUCCACUAUCGAGGCUUCGCUCGGAGGGCAGAGAGAGGGUGGCCGCUGGCAGCAGCAGGCAGUGCUGCUGACCGGGUGACGUCAGCAGCGGCAGCACCAACUCCAGCUGUCUCACAUGGACCAGUGGCGCUAGACGACGCAGCAGCAGCACGAGGGAAAGCAGCAGCAGGUGAAGCAGCAGGAGUGGCAGCAGCAGAGGCAGGCCAGAGACACGGAGGGGAGACGAGAUGGCAGAGGGAGCCUUGGGCUAGGGAGGGAUUUAGUGGGGAAGCAGGUAGAGCGCUGGGAGGGCGAGGGAGAGGGAGAGGGAGAGGGAGAGGGAGAGGGGGACGGGGAGGCAGAGGCGGCGUGGGAGCGCCAGCAGAGGAAAGAGGGUUGAGAGGAGACGGAGAGGGUGGGAUGUCAGCGCAGGGACCGGACAGAUAUGCAGUUGCUGCUGCAGCGGGAGCAGUGCGAGCAGUGGGGGUAACGGGAAGAGUGGCAGGCAGAGUUGGCAAGAGAGCAGCACAGCGGGAGAGGGACAGCGGGCUGGUGUCUGCCAUUCUCAACAUGCUCAGAUCCAUCCUGCCCUCGCCUCCCGCUGCUCACGCCGCCACUCCUCUGGCUCACCCUGUCCCGGACGCUGCUCCUGCUGCCCCUUUCCAGGGCCCUGCUACCAGCUCUCCUCUUCCUGCUGCUGCUGCUGCUGCGGGUGGUUCGCCUGCUCAAGUGAUGGCGAUGCAACGGGCGACGAGUGGUGGAAGGAUGGGUGUGGAUGAGAUGGGGGCACUGCUGCAGCAGCAGUGGCAGGACCGGCUAGCCGGCAGCAAUGCCGGCAGCAAUGCCGGCAGCAGAAGCGCCAAGAGGAAGAGCAAAAGCAGCAAGGGCGGGGACGAGGAGCCCACUGCCAGGAACACAGGCAAUAGUCAGCGCGCAGUGCCUUUGCAGUCGGCGCAAAAGCCGCUUGGGAAGGUGAAGGCAUACCAUGUGAGCGAGGUGCUCAAGGCUCUCUGGGACGCCGAUGCGGGCCUGGCGUUCUUCCGGUGGGCCAAGGACGUGCAGGGCGUGCAGCCGGACGCGCACGUGUACUCCAGCCUCCUCGGGCUGCUGGGCCGCGGAAAAAACGCUGCUAAUCUGGAGGGGAUCGAGGAGGAGAUGAGGAAGGAUGGGUGCGGGCACAACUCGUACACGCUGCAAGCUCUUGCUGCCGCGUAUUCUCGAGCCGGGAGGUUUGAGGAGGCGCUUGCGACAAUGGCUGAGAUGGAGCAGAGGGGCAUUCCAGCUGACCCCUUCUCGUUCGGCACGCGCGUGGACGUGCUGUACCGCAUGGGGCGGUACCGCGACGUGAUCAAGACGUUCCACAUCAUGCGAGAGGCGGGCCACGUGCCGGACGUGUUCGUGUACAACACCGUCAUCACCAGCUACGGCCGCUUGGGCAACAUCAUCGGCGCGGAGCUGGCAUUCCGGGAGAUGCUGGCCCAUGGGAUGACCCUCAGCGUCUUCUGCGCCAACAGCCUCAUGGACGGGUAUGGGCGGGCUGGGAGGCUGGAUGACGCCAUGUCGAUUUUUGACCGAAUGUGCCUCUCUGCUGUUGCUGCUGGGGCGAGUAAAGGGAGGGGAGGUGAUUCGGAGGGGUUGCCGACGGUUGCUGCAGUAGGUGCGGUGGCUCCUGGUGCGGCCGGGAGGGCGUUUCUGAAGGCCCAAAAUGGGUUAAGAGUUCCUCUGUCUCUACCUGGAGCAGCACCAGCAUCAGCAGCAGCAGCGGCUGCAGCCGCGAGAGCCACUUGCACCAAUGCUGCUGCUGAAGUGGUACCCGCUGCGCCAGCAGCACAUCCCACUGCUCUCACCACCACCACCCGUUCUGCCCGUCCGUCCAUCUGGCCAGCCCCGGACAUCUCCACGUACAGCCUGGCGAUCCACCUUCUCAGCACGGCAGGGCGGCUGUCCGAAGCAGAGGCCACGUUUGAAGCGAUGAUGGUAGCGGGCAUACAGCCGGACGUGGUGGCGUGGUCCACCAUGGUGCAGAUGUGGGCCAAGGAAGGCAACCCCCAGCAGGCGGCGGUGUGGUUCAAGCGCAUGGUGCUCGCAGGGUGCCGGCCCGAAACCCCCGCGUACAACUCUCUCAUGUGGGCGUUUGUGAGCCGGGGGAUGUUUGACGAGGCCGGGGAGGUGCUAGCUGCACUGAAAAACGGGUGGGACCUGGUGGGGCAAGCGGAUAGGCUAGGAGAAAAGAAGCCAGCCGGCUUAGGUCUAGAGAAGUGCUGUGAAGCCGGCGUUGAGUUGAUACCAAACGGGAGUGAAGGCAGUACUGCCGAUACGGCGGUUAAACCCUUCGAUCCGAUACCCGGUGUGGGCCCUAACCUGAUGACGCACACCAUGUUUCUCAGCGCCUGCACCGCCUCGACCGCUCGCUGCGAGGUCAGCCGGCUGAUGCGCCUUAUGGAGGCCACGGAGCAUCCCGCGCACGCCAUCUUCCAGCUGCUUGCGGAGGAGCCUGUCGAGACGGCUCACAUGGCGGUGGUAGAGGAGGUCGGGAGGGAGAUGGGGAGUGAGAGUGAGCGUACGAGGGUAGAGAGGGAAGGGGAGAAUGCUGAAACGAGGGGAGAGGAUGAGGGAGGAAGCGAGGUGAUUCUUGAGUCGACUCAAAAAUCACCUGGGGAUGGGGGAGGAAGGGAGGAGUGUGGUCACAGGGAGUUGGGGCAGGGUGCAAUCGCAAGGGUGAUAGCGAGGGGUUUGGUGGAGGUGGAAGUGAGGGAGGUGUGGAGGGAGCGCGAGGAGGAGCGGUGGAGGGAGAUAGAGAGGAGGAUGCGUCAUGAUUCGUUCAGUAAGUCGGAGGUUGAGUGUCAGCGUGCCUUUGCUGACACGUCAAUUUCCUUCCUGCAUAAGUUUGGGCGGCAAGAGCGGGCGGCGCGCAUGUGGGACCUCUGCCACACGCGGCUGCAGCUGUACCCUAACAGCAUUCGGCUGCCUGCGAUUGCCGGGCGGGCUGGACGAUGCUCGGUGGAUUUGCAUAGCAUGUCGGCCGGCACGGCAGUGACUGUGACCAGGUGGGCCCUGGAGAAGAUGCGGCAGGCUGUGGUGGCCACUGCUGCUUCAGACGCCACUGCUGGUUCAGAUGCCACUGCUGCUUCAGAUGCUGGGGAUUCCACAGCAGAGGUGGCGGAUCCAGCAGAGGAAUCAGAGGAUGGUGAGGAUGGGGCGGCACUAGGUGACCAGGAGCCAUCAGGAUCAUCAUUGUCAUCAGGAGCAGCAGCAGCAGCAGCAGCAGCAUUUUCAGCAGAAUCACCCCUGCGGUGGCGCCGACCAGGAAAGGUGGAGAUAGUAACGGGGUGGGGUAAACGCAGCAGGGUGCAGGGAGCCUCUCUGGUGAAGGCAGGAGUGGAGGCGGUGCUGCUGAGGGAGCUGGGGGCGCCCUUCUCCGUGCACCGCUUCCACCCCGGCUCCUAUGAGGCCGAUGGCGCUGACCUGGAGGCAUGGUUGCUCUCGCCAGGUGUCGACCAGCUACUGGCUCCUUGAGAUGAGGGGUGAUGGGAGAAGGCACCUACUGCUGGGCCCGUGAACCAACUGGCAACUGGGGAAUGUUCACUAAGGCGGUACAAGUUGGAUCUGAGAAAAGUUGGAUCCAAAAGUGAAUUACAUGCACUGCACUGUACGGCGCGCGUAUAGUGGGAUUCGAGGUUUCAGAUCUAACUUGUUGCCGAUGCACCAACCAACGUUGAAAACUAGAACGAACGAAUGAAUCUGCCAGCAACAAAGCACCCUCCUCUCCUCGCCCACUCACCUAUCGCGAUGCUUUAUGAGUUGUAGGCAUGGCCCCAUUGCUGGAGUCUUAUUAUCCUGUAGUGCUGUAGUGCCCCCCAGCCAAACUGCGAGGUAC
This is a messenger RNA of Closterium sp. NIES-67, 6013 nucleotides long. The record is from the annotation of a GenBank genome assembly. Lineage: Eukaryota; Viridiplantae; Streptophyta; Zygnematophyceae; Desmidiales; Closteriaceae.